UUCAACUUCGUUCUUGUGUGUUGCAAAAAAAAUUGCAAUAAUAAAGAAAUAAGAAAAAUCGACACUUUGAUCUUAUAAAGUCAUAAGAUAUAUUCUUUAUGUCAUCAUCCCUGACAAAAGCGAACACUUUGAACAUUCAUUCAGUUAUUCAUCGUAUGUGGUUUCUCAUCUUCUGCCUAGUUCUCUUUCUCUCUCAAAGUGAUUGACUCAUUCAACGUGUUUUUUCCUUCCGAGUGAGGCACACAAAAAUAUUCAAAAUAAUAAAAUUGCGAACCAAAAAAAAAAAAAAUCUUUUACUCAAUCGGAAAACAAUAGAAAAUUGGAUAUACAAGUGUAUGAAGUGAUAACGUGAAAAUAAAGAGAGUAGAUUUACCAAUACUGCCGCGAUUUUGUUUCUUUUAUCACAGCAAAAAAGACCUUAAAAUAAAUUUAUUUUACAUUCUCGUUCCUCAUUCACGACCUUUUCCUCAGUGUUUUUUUGUUCAUUUACUCAGUAUUUGUUAUUAAGAUUGAUAAGAAUUCUGCCUCUUCUUGCUUCGAGCAUUCAUACCUGUUGGAUUUUUUUUUCUUUCGUCGACUGAUUGAAGGAAUGAAGUAAAAUAAAAAAAAAAUAAAUUUUAGUGCCGGACUGUAAAAAGUAAAGAACUGUGUGAAAUUUAUUUGUUCUGAGUAUCGCGAAAGAAACUUCCCUUCUUUUCUUUCUCAAUUCAUUCAUCGUUUAUAUGAAAUCAAUGAGCUAUUCUUUACUUCUUUGGAAAUUUUCGACUCUCGAAUUUAUUAUUGUCCAUAGAAUGCAAGUUUAAUUUGACCGAUUGGCUUACAUUUCAUUAAAAUAAAGUAUAAUAUUUUUCAAGAAUCUUUCAUAAUUGUUUAAACAAUAAUAACAAGCAGCAUAAUAGGAAACAGCAUGCUAAAUCUUAAUAGAUAAAAAUCACUGCCAAAAUAGUUUAAAAAAAUGUGAAACAUUUUAAAAAUGUCAAGAAUAAAAAAAAAAUAAUACAGAUUUUCAAGUUUGAUAAUCCACAAUAAAUAAUACAUGAACAUUCUAUCCGUACGUUAAUAAAAAAAAUAUUCUUGUGUAUCUAGAUUAAUGAUAGCCUAAUGUAAUUGUGUGUAUUGUGCAAAAAUGAAUACAAGUGGUAAAAAUUCUCGUAAGAACACAGCAAAGCCCGUACCAAAGAAAAAGGUGAAGCAACAUCCACAAAAUCAAAAUACAAAAGUAAAUGAAACAAAAAGUAGCAGCAUCAAGGCAAACAAUAAUAAUAAUAAUAAUAAAAUCAGUAUAAAUAAUAAUGUUAAGAAAGAUGUUAGUGAAAUUCCAUCGACAAAAAAGGCACCAGUUGUUGAUGUGCCAACGACAAAAAAGUCUGAGGAACCAACAACAAAGAAACUCGAACGCUCAAAUAGUUUUAUUGAACGUACAUUAUCAAAAAUUUAUAAUAAGUUAAGUGACAGUAUUGAUAAUCUUACAAAAAUAGGAACUGUUAAGGAAGCAACAACGAUCGAUACACCGAUACCGAAUGGAUCAUCGCCAUUUAAAUUCCAAAGAAGUUUAACAUUAAAUUCAUUUCAAUUGAAGAAAAAUUAUCGUAAAAGUAUUCUCGAGAAUUCGCGAUUAGAAAAAUUAAGUGAGGAAAAGAUAUGUGAAAGUGAUAAAUUGCGAACGCCAUCGACACCACCAAAAUCUCCUAGUCCCGUAACAUUACGCUCACGUUCACCGACAACGUUUCGACAGUCAAUGCCAGCCGGUUCUUAUGAUAAUGUUGAUUUCCUCAAACCACCGAAACUGGAACGUUCUGAUAGCUUUAUCUCAUUGAUUAAACGCAAAAUUAGCUUCAAUGAGAGUAAGCCACCCGCGACAAUGAAUUCCAAUUGGGCUGUAUCGUUGCAAAAUCUUCAACAAAUCGAUAAUAUGGUCAGCUAUGAAGAUCUAUCAUUUGUUGAUUAUGACAAGUUUAAUCGAUACGAAGUUCAAAUUGACAAGAUGCUCAAGCGUCUGCAUCGUAAGAAUAUGGCAAGGAAUGAUGAUAAUAAAAUUACAAAAUCAUCUCAUCAAGACACGACACAAUCGUAUGACAAUGGAAAUGGUAUUAAUAAUUCAGUGGUUUUGAGGCGUCGCAUGACAAAAGUGUCGAGUGUGGGUGACUUCAACAAGAAUUUGGAUCGUGAAAAGAACCUUUACCGUCAGAGUAUUGACAGCAAUAAACUGAAAUUGUUAAGCUCUAUCAAUCUCGAUUCACACAGAUGGAGUCAGGUGUUAGAUGAGCACAAUGAUCCAAUUGAAUGGCUUUCACUUGAGAAGAAUUCACCGCAAGAAAACUUAAAUCUAAUUUCCAACGACGAAAAUGAUUCACCUGUAAAAUCUAGCAUGUCAAGUCUACAGAAGCAAAACGAAAGAAUGUCAACGAUGGACAUCCAUAAGAUGGUAGUCACACGUAAAACUCAGUCAUGCGAGAACUUUCAAAGUAAUAAAAAUCUGAAUGAUACAUAUGGGGAUCUUAUAAUGUUGAAAUCGAAGAGUUUAACUCAUCUGGACCGCAUUCAACCACAAAUAAACAUUUCAUCAAACAAUAUUCCGUACAAGGUGUCAAGUUCAGAGUAUUUUUCCGUGUGCUUUGAUACAGAGAAUGGAUUUAAAGAUAAGGAUGAAAUAUUUAUAGCAGCAACAAAAGGCAUUGCUCUUGGAGAUUCACUGCGCCAGGCAAUGAUUCAGCGAAGCUUGAGCUUUUCACGGAUAAGUGUGAUAGAUUAUGGCAUGAAUAAUUCAAACGAAUUGGGCAUACCACAAUAUUUCGGUCCACUUCAUGUAAACACGGACAUUGGCAUUUUAGCUGGACAUUCGUUGCUUGUUACGGAAAAGGAAAAUGUACAAAAGAAAUCUGGUCAUUAUGUGCUGAAGAAAGCAAACUCUGUAGGAUAUCGAACAACGACAAGUCGAUUGUUUAGUUCUGUAUCGACUGAGGAGUGUAUUGAGACGAACGAUACGACAAAAGUAACAAAACAAACAAAACAGAGAUUAUGGUCUUUGCAGUUGUUUGGUGUUAAGAAUCCACAUCAAAAUCAGCUCUGUGAACUUCUUAAUACGUACACAAAAAACGGCGUUCCAAAAUCAAAGUCUUCCUAUAUAAACUCCGAAUACUCAGAUGAAGCGCUCGAGGCAUUGUAUGGAUUACCACAGUCGUGGAGAGAUUUCGUCAAUCCAUGUGAUAUUAGUGAAACUGAAACAAAAAUACAAUCAGCAAUUUGGGAAUUAGUGACAACAGAAGUGGAUUAUAUUCAUGCUAUUCAAACUGUAACUGAUCUUUUUCUUUCGUGCUUGGAAGGAAUUCAAUCUGAAAAUCUACUUAAGGAUAUCGAUCAGCAUAAACUUUUUUCCAACAUUCGUGAUAUUGUCGAUGUGAAUCUAAAACUGUGGUCGCUUUAUUUAUAUCCAAUGGUCAAACACAGCAUGCUAACCGGACACUUAAUGCGCAUCGAUUAUUUUCAACAAGGCUUCACAAAUUUUGCUUGCAUUUUUGAGCCAUAUACAAAGUAUUGUGCAGAGCAAGUGCUAUGUCAGAAUUAUUGUAAGGAGUUGAAUCGAAACAAUGCACUUUUUACCUCAUAUUUAGCAUGGUGUGAAGCACAGAAAGAAUGCAAUAGACUGCGACUAGCUGAUAUUCUUGUUCGUCCAAUGCAACGAUUGACCAAAUAUAAUUUACUAUUGUCUGCCAUACGAAAGCAUCUAGGAGAAGAGACUGAAGCGGAAAUAAUGGAUAAUAUGAUACACUCGGUAGAUGAAUUCGUUUGCAGCGUUAAUUCACAUCUGACAACAAGACAAGAGAAUGAGCGACUGAAAGGCAUCAUGGCACGAAUCGAGAGCUAUGAUGUUGUGGAUUCGAGCAAUGAAAGCCUGGAAAAGCUUAUAAAGCAAUAUAGUCAGAUGUUCGAUUUAUGUGCGCCAAUGAAGGGUUGUGUCAUAAGUCAAGGUCGUUAUUUAUUUCUGGAAGGCGAUAUGAAGUACAAAGAUAAUAAUGCUAAGAUGGAUGUUCAUUGCUUCCUACUGACCGAUAUAUUACUAAUUUGUAAGCAAACUGCCAAAAAAGGUCAUGGAAAUCUAAAGGUGAUUCGACAACCUUUCAUGACUGACCGAUUGGUAAUCAAACUUAAAGAAAAAGAAAAUGCAAUCCAUUGUGUGUACCUGAAUGACUUUAAUAUGGUCAUCGCUGCAUUUGUAUUACAAUGUACGGAAGCUAAAAAUUGGUAUGAAGGCAUCACAAAAGCACGUCAUAUCUUUUCUAAACUCAAACAAGGCACAUUUGUUGAUGCACAAGGACAUUCGGUUAAAGUUCCGCAACAACACCACUAUUUACUCAACAAUACUGAUAGUAUAAGCAUCAGAAAGUCGCCUGUGGGAAGCUCUAUUGUCUCAUCACUCAACAACAGUCACAGUGGAUCUGUUGAAUUAAAUGAGUCGAAAACUGUGUCGGUAGAUUUCGAUAAAACCAAUUCAAUAUCAAGCGAUGAAGGCUCGUACAAUCUCCAUAAAGCACACUCGUCAGCAAGCAAUCGAAAAUUGAGACAGACAUCGUCAAAUUCACUUACUGUACAAACAUUUAGUACACAUCUUAAUCAAUCUAUGCCGAAUCUUACAAGUGGUCCUUAUCAUACAAAUUCACAUAGUACAUUAUUGUGUGUGCCGGGUGCAACGAAAAGUCAUUCAGCACAUUCUAGUCAUUCUGGGAACUUGUUAUCGCCUAGUCAACGUGGAAUUUCAUAUCCUCCACCAAGUCCAACAAGAGCAACCCUCCGGCGUGGUUUUGCAUUUUCAUCUUCAAUUAACAAUAAGAACCCGCCACUAAUUAAAUCCCGUAAUGUAACAUCACAACAUAGCAUAAAUUGGACUCAACAACAAAGUAUGGCAGCACAGCAACAAUUAGGAUUAAUGGCGACAGCAGCUGGAACUGCAUCAUCGACAUUACAAGCACAAUCGAGUCAAAUUCAAGUUGUAUACGAACCCGUUGAACAAUCAAAAUCUACAGAUGCAACAAAUCAACAAGUUAUCGAUUCAACAAGAAAUGAAACAACAUAAUACAUGCUAAAACUUAAGAGACUCUUUAGAAUGCAAUAGUUUUAGUAGUCUAGGGUAGCGAAAUGAUGAUGAUUUCUAUUAUUACGGUUGGAUAUAGAUAAAACAAAACAAAAGAGUUUAGUGUCUUAGUGAGCGAAAGAUGUCGAGAGUUGGUUGACUUUUUGAUUGUAUUUUAUUUCUUCAACAAAGUGAAACGUGUAUUUAUGCACAGUACGCGAUGGUUUUAGAAAAGAUAUAACUAUUUUAUAAUAUUGUAUAAGAAAUCAUCAAUGAAUCGGUGAACUUGUGGUGAGUGAGAUUAUUACGGUAUUUAAGUACAGUUUUUUUUUAUUCUAUCUCUUUUCUUGAUCUUUGGAAUUAUUUUGUCAGGUUUUGUGCUUGCUUAGUAUUCGGUUUAAUUGGUGUAGAAUUUACAAACACUUUUGAUUAAGUAACAAAAGUUUUGAAGAGUUACAGGAACAUCUAGUGAAAAUUAACACGAAUGGCACAAGUUGGUUAAUCGAUCAGAAAUCCGGUAACAAACCGGUGUGAUUUUGGCAUGGCGCUGGAUUUGAAUCGAAGCUUGCACCAUGCCAGAGUCAUGCUGACUGGAUGCUGGAUUUCUAUUCGAUAAACUGACUUAAGCUAUCCGGGCAAUGUCACAUCUGUAGACACUUUAACCUGCUUUUCAGUACCUAUAUCAUACCAAAAAUGCUCAAAAUCUUUAAAUAAUUCGAAAAUUGAGUCAUUGAAACCUGACGAAAUCAUUUCAAAGCAUUAAUUUUUGCUGUACGAGGUAGAAAAUUGAACGAGAAAAAAAUUCAUUCAUACAAUUUAAUGGAGAAGAAAAAUAAAAUGUUGUUCAAUAUCAAUAUCGUGAAUAUCAUGCACACACAAAACUCACAAAAAGUAUUUUUUUCUGAUCGAAUGUGGAUCUAUAAAAGAAAAUUUAAACCAUCCCAUCGUAAAAAAAAUAUAUAAGUGAGAUAAGGAGAAAUCUUUUUAUCUUCUUUGCUCUCAUGAUGGGUGAUAUAAUAUAAUAAAUAAAUUAUUCUAUGAAAAAAUGAAUUUCACAUUGGAUAUUUUGUACUUUUUGAACAAAGAAAAUAACAAAAAACGAAAAUUUUAUUCUUGGAAUUCUUUUUUGUGAUUUGAGCUUUUGGAAAUUUUGCUAAGAUAAGAUUUUGCUUAGGAUUCAAUUUCCUUCAGCAGAUUUUAUGCCUGAAUGUAGGUUGCAAAUGGUCAACAAUCUUAUUCAUCUAAGACUUUUUUUUUUGUCAAUAUGAGUGGGAUUAGUUGUUGACAUAAUAUUGAUACAAGACAAACUAAACUAAUUCUAUUUAAAAGGAUUGACUUCUUGAUUUUUGAAUUAAAGAUUUAAAACCUGUGUAAAUCACGUGACUCUUAUUGAUUUUAAGUUGCGAAACAUGAAAAUCAUGAAUAAAUUCUCGGAAGGUGUUAAACCUUUUCUAUGAAAGACUCUGAAAAUGUUAAUUAAUUUUUAACAUGCUGCUUUUGAACUUCAUAAAUCAUUCUUCAAACAUUUUGUAACUUAGUAAUUUCAUUGAUAGCAAUCUCAAAUCACAAAAAAGAUUCUCGAAUUUUAAAAAAUUUAAAUUGUUUAGGGAAAUUUUUAAAAACAAACCAAUUUUUUCAAAUGAAAUCAUCAAAAUGAGAAGAAGUAAAAUUUUUUUAAGCAAAAGUGGAAGAAGAAAAAAAUGUAUUUCCCUUUUUGUACUUGAACCAAGCAAUAUAAACAAAAAAAAAAAAACUUAAACAGAGAGAAAAAUUAUUGAUGAAAAAUUCCUAGUGAUGUAUGUAGUGUUUUAACAAAUAAAUAAAUAAAUAAAAUAAAUAAAUAAAUAUAUUUAAAAGAUUUAUAAAGAAAAAUUUAUUCCAAACAUAAACAAAUAUGACUUUUUAUAGUAUAAUAAGGAAUAAUGAAACUUAAAAGACAAAACUCACAACAAUGAAUAAAAAAAUUUGUUUGAAUAAGAAAUUUUAAAAAAUGAUGAAUUUUAAAAGCAUUCCAAACAUGUACGCUAAUAUUUCGUUUAAUGAUUGUUCCUUUGACUUUUUUGACUUAGAAACUAAGGAAGACAAAGAAAAUACGACGAAAAAAUAAAGUUGAAGGAAAAAUGCUGUGUAAAUACAAAUAAUCAUAGAUUUUAGGACGCAAAGAAAUGAAAGAAGAUGAAAUUGAAACAAAAACCCCUUUAUGUAAAAAAAUAAUAAUAUAAAAAAAAGUAAAUUAAGUUUGCUCUUUACUUAUUUUCUUCUUGUAACAUAAUAUGAUAAAAAAAGAGAUUUAAUGAAAGUUAGUACGAUGGUUGAAUACGUAUGACGAUGUUAAUGAGCGACAUGAAGUUGGGAUUGGGCGAUUCUUAAAAUGAAUAUUAUCUUUUACAGGAUUAUUAGCUGUUGAAACUUAUUAUUAGCAAAAUUAUAUGAAAUUGCGAUUCAAAAACUUAUUUGAUGCUAUAAUUGAUCCAAAGCUGAUCAGAUUUCGCUUUAUUGAACUUUUGAGAUUCAAUUGUUCAAAAUUGUGUUCAAAAUUAGCUUCACAGAUGCAAAAUAUGAUGCAAAACUCUGGUUUUGUUAAUCUUAACGAAGCCUUAGCUUUCAAAAAAACUAGUUCCUAAUAUAAAAUCAAACUAUUAUUCAAAUUCAAUUCAUUUAAAGAAUUUCCCAUUUCUAACUUCUCUUUAUUUCGUUGCUUCUCAGGCGAUAUAUAAUGUGAAUGUAUGCACAUUUGUAUGCAAGAUGUGGAGGUACUUAAGUACUCUUUCAUUGCAUAAAAACGGUUGUUUUCGUCUUUUUAAUGUUUUGGAAAGGGUAAAUUUGAAAAAAUAAAAAAAAAGCUUUAAUGACAAAAAAGGGCAAAAAAAUAUUUUUCAAAGGGGAAAGAAACUACGCUUGUGUGUGAUUUUAAUCAUUCCUCUUGAUGAAGAAUAAAAGUAAAUAUUGAAUAAUAAAUGAGAAUAAUCAUAAUAAUAUUCAUAAAUUAACCUCUUAAUAUUAAACAUUCAUGAAACAAAAAUUCUAUGAAGUAUGUUAUAAUGGAGAACUUUUCAUAUUUUUAGACAUAAAUGAGCUUUUUGAAGAAAAAAAAAUUGCUACUUUUUGAGAUACAAAAAAAAUAUUUGCGUAGUUUUUCUCCCCUUAUUUAAUAAUGAAAAAAAUAAAAAAAAACUUUUUCAUUUUCAUUUUUUGUCUGAAUCGUUUUUGAUUCAACAUAAGAAUAAUGGCACUAAAUAUAUCAUAUGAAAAAAAAGUUGAAAGACUUUGAUUCAUUUGCUUCUUUUUAUUUUCUUCAUUUCCUCCCUUUUUAGUUCCUUCAUGUGAAAAGCUCAUAAGACACUUUUUUUAUACGGCGAGAGCUUUUUCCUCAAAAAAAAACAGUAUGAAUCCACAGCAUCUCUAUUUUCAUCUCGUUCGUUUCAGUAGAGAAGGUAUCAAAGUAAAAAACAUCUGCUGUUCCUUCAAAUUGACGACUCUAUAUUUCUUGUCUGCGUAGUAAACACUUAAAUAAUGCCAUCGUACCUUAAAUCCAUGAAAAUAUGUUUGUAAUAAUUUUAUUCUCAAAAAAAUUCGAGAUUUUUUUUCUCAUUUUAAUUAUGAUAAUUUUCACAGGCACAGUAAAAUUCCUUUUGCUACAGCUUUUUACUCAUAAAAACAAAGAAAUUUAAAUUAUAUAAUGAAGUCUCUAAACAGAACGAGAAAGAUUUUAUGUUAAAACUGGGUAGAUGAUUUAAUUUUGCUCUAAUGAAAAUGUAAAUCACUUUGCUGAUGUUUGAUGAGGAUUUUCUGUGGAAUUGGGAGUAUUGAGAUGUGGAGAUUUGUUUUUGGUGGUUUUGUUCUUCCGGAUUUUAAAGCUUUAUUUGUCUUUUAAUUAUUCAAAUUGUUGGAACUGUUAUAAAAUAUGCUUAAUAUGCUAGAAAUCAAUUCUUCCAAAUUUAUUGAUAAUUUCCAGAGAUUUCUGCAAAGAUCUACAAACCAACCCACACUCAUUGCUAUAGAUUAGUAAACUUUAUCAUUUGUUUAACUUCCAAAUUUUCUGUCAAAAAUUAUUAACAAAUAAGAUGGGAGAAGAACAGCAAAGUCAAGGGAGAGAAGCUUAAAGUGAUUAAGUAUAAGUAAUGAUUAUAAAUCAACUUUUGAAUGAAACUUUACAAAUGAAUCAAUAUCAAUUCAAAAACUUUUCGUGACGAGAGAGAAAAAAAAAAUUAAGAAAAUUUUCCUCGCGGGAAAAACUUUUUCUUGUUCAUUCACAGUGCGGUAAAUUCUGCCACGUCUGUUCACUAAUUUAUAAGAGGGAAAAGUAUGUUUCAAAAAAUUUCUCAAUAAGUUGCUCAUUUUUGUGAAUUUGUGUUUGUUUUCUUGAGUUCAUGAUGUCCUAGAAUUGAAUUUAUUGGAAAUAUUUAUGAGUUUAUUAGAUGAAUAUUUACUGUCUGUCCUUGAAUUUUUUCUUGACACAAACCCAAUUUUUCGCUUGAAGAAGGUUGUAUUAAUGUUAAAACACCUUUUUCGGUAAAUUUAAAGGGGUUGGCAAGGAAAAUUCAUCACUGAUUUCUCAAUCUGAUAAUUAUAGGUACCAAAAAAUCACACCCGUAAAGUUAUUUUCAUUUCUAACCAAGCAAAGUCACAGACAACAGAACAAAAAUAAAUAGAUCACCCGAUUAAAAUGUCUAUUGAAAGAGGGGCUCAUUUGAAGACAUUUUAUUCUGAUUGUGAUUAACAGAAGUAAAAAAAUAUUUUUUUAUACAACCUCACAACUUGUAAGCCAAUAGCUAUAUAUUGAAAAAUAAUCAUUUUAUUUAUAUUUUGUGAUUGUAUUAAAUUUCCGCAACCCUCAUUUUUAUUCCUCAACAUUGUUUCCAUUGAAAAUAAAAAUGAGAGAAAAAAAUGUGGUUUUAAAUUGAAAUAAAAUAAAAAAUGCCAAAAGGCAAAAUGAGAAAAAGGGCAGAAGCAGAACAGAA
Chironomus riparius is the source of this 10029-nucleotide messenger RNA. NCBI's taxonomy places the organism in Eukaryota, Metazoa, Arthropoda, Insecta, Diptera, Chironomidae. The record is from the annotation of a GenBank genome assembly.